This is a messenger RNA of Odobenus rosmarus divergens (Pacific walrus), 2895 nucleotides long. RefSeq names its product 1,4-alpha-glucan-branching enzyme-like (gene GBE1). The transcript has 13 exons. Gene Ontology annotation, cellular component: cytoplasm. Gene Ontology annotation, molecular function: cation binding; 1,4-alpha-glucan branching enzyme activity. NCBI's taxonomy places the organism in Eukaryota, Metazoa, Chordata, Mammalia, Carnivora, Odobenidae. The record is from RefSeq and is a predicted model, not a curated record. Bases 280 to 1680 code for a protein of 466 amino acids. Gene Ontology annotation, biological process: glycogen biosynthetic process.
GUAGUUAUUAGGAGUAAAAGUGGAGAGAUCUUGUAUCGAAUUUCACCAUGGGCGAAGUAUGUGACUCGUGAAGGUGAUAAUGUGAAUUAUGAUUGGAUACACUGGGAUCCAGAACACCCAUAUAAAUUUAAGCAUUCUAAACCAAAGAAGCCAAGAGGUCUAAGAAUUUAUGAAUCUCAUGUGGGAAUUUCUUCCUAUGAAGGAAAAGUAGCUUCUUAUAAACAUUUUACGUGCAAUGUACUACCAAGAAUCAAAGACCUUGGAUACAACUGCAUUCAGAUGAUGGCAAUAAUGGAGCAUGCUUACUAUGCCAGUUUUGGUUACCAGAUCACAAGCUUCUUUGCAGCUUCAAGCCGUUAUGGAACACCUGAAGAGCUAAAAGAACUGGUUGACACGGCUCACUCAAUGGGUAUCACAGUCCUCUUAGAUGUGGUACACAGCCAUGCUUCAAAAAAUUCAGAAGAUGGACUGAACAUGUUUGAUGGGACUGAUUCCUGUUAUUUUCAUUCUGGACCUAGAGGGAACCAUGAUCUUUGGGACAGUCGAUUGUUUGCCUACUCCAGCUGGGAAGUUUUAAGAUUCCUUCUGUCAAACUUAAGAUGGUGGUUAGAAGAAUAUGGCUUUGAUGGAUUUCGUUUUGAUGGCGUUACAUCCAUGCUCUACCAUCACCAUGGAAUGGGUCAAGGUUUUUCAGGUGAUUACCAUGAAUAUUUUGGACUUCAAGUAGAUGAAGAUGCCUUGAUUUAUCUCCUGUUGGCAAAUCAUUUGAUUCACACGUUGUCUCCAGAUUCUAUAACAAUAGCUGAGGAUGUAUCAGGAAUGCCAGCUCUCUGUUCUCCAAUUUCCCAGGGAGGAGUUGGCUUUGACUAUCGAUUAGCCAUGGCAAUUCCGGAUAAAUGGAUCCAGCUACUUAAAGAGUUUAAAGAUGAAGAUUGGAAUAUGGGCAAUAUUGUGUACACACUCACAAACAGACGCUACCUUGAAAAGUGCAUUGCUUAUGCAGAGAGCCAUGAUCAGGCACUUGUUGGGGACAAGACACUGGCAUUUUGGUUGAUGGAUGCUGAAAUGUAUACCAACAUGAGUGUUCUGACCCCAUUUACUCCAGUUAUUGAUCGUGGAAUACAGCUUCAUAAAAUGAUUCGACUCAUUACUCAUGCUCUUGGCGGAGAAGGCUAUCUCAAUUUUAUGGGUAAUGAAUUUGGGCAUCCUGAAUGGUUAGACUUUCCAAGAAAAGGAAAUAAUGAGAGUUACCAUUAUGCCAGAAGGCAGUUUCAUUUAACUGAUGAUGACCUCCUUCGCUAUAAGUUCCUAAAUAACUUUGACAGGGAUAUGAAUAAAUUGGAAGAAAGAUGUGGUUGGCUUUCAGCUCCACAGGCCUAUGUGAGUGAAAAGCAUGAAGCCAAUAAGAUCAUCGCUUUUGAGAGAGCAGGUCUUCUUUUUAUUUUCAACUUUCAUCCAAGCAAAAGCUACACUGAUUACCGAGUUGGAACAACGCUGCCAGGAAAAUUCAAAAUUGUGCUAGAUACAGAUGCAGCAGAAUAUGGAGGACAUCAGAGACUGGACCACAAUACCGAUUUUUUUUCUGAAGAUUUUAAACAUAAUGAGCGUCCCUAUUCUCUUUUGGUGUACAUUCCAAGCCGAGUGGGCCUCAUCCUUCAGAACGUGGAUAUGCCCAACUGAAGAGACGGAGUUUCAGCUUCACCGGAAGAAGUGUGCUUUGUUUUCCGGUUCUCAUUGUCACAGAGUUCAUAAUGUGUGAGCUUGCAAAACACGGCUGUCUAGACGAAACAUCAGAGUCUGAAAUUUAAUAUUGGCUUGUGCAAAUGAAUGUCAGACUUUAAGUAGAGGGGGGUAUAUUUUUGAAAUUUCAAAGAUCCUAGACUCUAUUUUCCAGGCAUCUCAGCAGCUAGGAUUCUCAAAUGAAGUAUUUCUGUGUAAUGCCUUUAAACAACUACACUCUCUAGGCCAAUAUUUGAUCCUUAAAGUUCAAAUUUGAAUCGUGUGUCCUGUGUGAUUAUUUCUGUUGAAUGUAUACAGUAUUUUUUUAAGAUGAAUAUUUGGUGACUUUAUUUGUUCUAAGUAUAUCUUGGUUUAAAAUACAAAGCACCAAGUUUGUUACUAUGUUUUUUUUUAAUUGUGUUUAGAAAUACUGUAAUAAGUAUGUAGUAAUAAUAUAAAGUUAAGAAUUGAGUCAAAGAUAAUAUAAAGCCAUUAUCUAUAAACUCAUACAUGCUUCAUUUUGCCUGAGUUUUAUCUUGUGAUCUCUGCUUCACUUUGUAUCUUGGUAGAUGCCGAUAUCUCCGUCUUUCUGAAGACCUGAAUUGGUAAUUGUAACAUUUCAGAAAACUUCUCGUACUGUCGAUCAAUAAAAAAAAUUGCAAAAUUGCCUUUGCUGAUGUUUACUUUGCUGGACUACCAUGGGGGUUGAUUUAGAAUGAAUGUUAAAAUGCUUAUCUUACCUCUGAUAACCUCCCCCCACAUAUACACACAUGUGCACAAUGGGCCAGCCAUGGGGUUAAUAAUAGUUUUUCUUUAGGUACUAUUUUGUAAUGUAAGAUUAUACUAACCAACUCAGAUAUCCAAGCUACUCUGCAGCUGUAAACCUGAACACUUUCAGACGUUGAAUUAAUUAUCUCAACUCAGUGGGAUACUCAGUCAUGAGGCUGCCAGUCAAAGCAUUAAAUAGUAGGCCACAGGUCUAAAAUCACUGAUACAUAAUUCAUUCAUAACUGAGAAAUUACGAGGCAUUUAUAAGACAAAGUAUCUGUCAUGUUUUUUAAAGAUCUUAUUUUCCCCUUUACAUUAAUACAUUAAUAGUGACGGCUUCUUUUUUUGUUUUUAGCCUGAUUGUUCAUGACUAAGGAGCAGUACUUGGAAGUCUUUCUAUUAAAAACU